AAUAAUUUGUCGUAUAUUUAUUUAUUACGACGGGUUACGCCUCAUUAUUAAAAGUACAUUAUUUUGUAAAAAUAUAUUGAUUAUAAACCUAUAAAAUAACUAGCUGAUCCCGUGCACUUCGUUAUACCCGUUAAAUGUACAAACUGUAUAUGACUCAAACUUUGUUCAAUGCGUUAUUUAAUAUUCGGUGUAUGAUGUUCUAGAUUUAUCCUAACUUUUCUGUUACCCGGAAUAAAAAUUCUGAUUCGCAGCAGUAUAUUAUCAGGUAGGCAAUCUACCUGCGGUAGAUCGCGGACCCCGUGCUGUUUGUACAUAAGUGUAUGAUUUAACUAUAAUGUAUCAAAGUUAUACCAAGUUUUUCGUUUUUACUUAAUUCUACCUACGGUGGAUUAAUAUAAUCAAUUAAUACAAAAUCCUAACCUAACCUAACCGUACUAAAAUCCGAUGAAUAAAAAAAAACCAAAUUUAAUCCUUUUUAAAUUAGCCUAUCUUCUUCCCAGAGGUCUAAUCUACACACAAACAUUCUUUUUUAUGUAUAUAUUUUGACAAAAAAUAACAAUACAAAUCAACAAACAUACCCUAUUAACUAAUAGCAACCAAUAUAUAAUACACUAUUAUUAUUUUUAUUUUUAUUUUUUUCUAGACAACCCUUAUCACUUAGGGGUAUGAAAAAUAGAUAGUAGCUGAUUCUCAGACCUACUGAAUAUGCAUAUAAAAUUUCAUAAAAGUCGGUCAAGCCGUUUCAGAGGAGUAUGGUGAUUUGUAUAGCUGUAGCUACUUUUUCUCGUUUCGAUUGCAAAACCGUUAUUCAUAAAUCCGAGGGUCAGGAUAAUGUCAUCGAAAACAUCCUUUCGUCACAAAACGAAACAACACAUGUUCUCGAGACUGACAAUCCAGCGAUUACCAAUGAUGGCAAAGUUAUUACACCACAGAAUAAGACAAUGGAAUUCCAAAAAAACGUCACGUCCUCCACCGUCCAGAAAAAUGAAUCAGCUGUUGUCGAACACGAUCAUUUAAGAACUGAUCGGAAACCUAAGACCCGUCAAGUGCCGGUAGACGUUCUAGAGACGUCUGGUUCCACCAUGGUGGACGACAUGAAUGCCGACCAAUCAUACUACCAAAGUCCUUUAAUGGUGUAUCCGUUUCCUAUGAUGAACACAUACUAUCCCAGAUACUUUCCGUAUACGUACCCAGGAUACCAGGGAUAUCCAUUCUUUGGAUAGUGAUUAAUGAUUAUAAAAACAACGGUAUACUAUUAUAUUUAAAAAUAAAAUUAAUAACUUUACUAUAAACACCUAUCAUGUAGAGUUUAUUCUUGUACUAACCGUGAGUAUACUUCGAUCAAACACUCUUGCGAUGUUGUCGGAAUCGACAAGUUCCACUUCAGUCACAUCGAUGCUAUUGUAAUUUGGCUUCAAAAUAUCUCCAAACUAAAAAUAUUCAUUUUUGUAAAAGCGAAUUUCACUUAGGUAUAUCUAAUCUAAUAAAUACAUUUUAUUUUGAAAUAUAUUAACGUAUUAAUUAUCAGAUUAUUUAUGUUUUAUAAGCAUUAAACAAAAAACUACAAAUGUUUACAUCAAAAUCAAUAACUCAUAUAUCAGAUAUAAAAUAAAUAAAAAAUUGUGUUAUAAAAAUGAUGAGGAUUUCAUAAGA
This is a messenger RNA of Metopolophium dirhodum (rose-grain aphid), 1653 nucleotides long. RefSeq lists its product as uncharacterized. The record is from RefSeq and is a predicted model, not a curated record. The transcript is spliced from 2 exons. The coding region runs from base 753 to 1223 and encodes 156 amino acids. Lineage: Eukaryota; Metazoa; Arthropoda; Insecta; Hemiptera; Aphididae.